Monascus purpureus is the source of this 477-nucleotide messenger RNA. The record is from the annotation of a GenBank genome assembly. NCBI's taxonomy places the organism in Eukaryota, Fungi, Ascomycota, Eurotiomycetes, Eurotiales, Aspergillaceae.
AUGACAAGAAAACAUCCACUUCGGGUGCUCGCUAUUGUGUCAAACAAGAGUCCUGCAUGGAAACAGUCGCCAGAGGACAUCAUCCAGCUUGCUAUUCAAGUGAUCAACGAAAAAAGUCUCUACGAUCAGAAAGAAAUUACCUUGUCCGAUACAAAACUCUUAGCGAUCCAACGCUACUUUGUUCGUGAGAUGUUUGUGUUCGACAUCUCGAAUGAAGAUUAUGAUCCCGAAAAGGGGCACUUAUCAGAACAGAAUCAACUUCCCGUCGUUGUGAUUCAUCUAAGUGACCGAAAAAUCGCUUCCAAGCCUCACCCGGGAGAAUGCGCAAGAAUCAACGAAACUGUUAGGCAUCUCCAUGAUGCUAAUGGCUUUGGAUCCAUCCCGCCCUUCAUUGAAAACCACACUUCGGGAACUCCACCCAACUAUCCAAACCCACGAAGUCUCAGAUGCAGUGGCCCUCCCCACAAAGCGCUGUGA